Triticum turgidum subsp. durum (durum wheat) is the source of this 708-nucleotide messenger RNA. NCBI's taxonomy places the organism in Eukaryota, Viridiplantae, Streptophyta, Magnoliopsida, Poales, Poaceae. The record is from the annotation of a GenBank genome assembly.
AUGACAGAGGACAGCGGCGACAACGGUGCCCAAGCCAUCGACGCGCUGCUAUCCAGGUCCCUCUUCCUCAUUAGCGACGGUGGCAACGAUAUGUUUGACUUCUUCCUGAAGAAACGGUCGCCUUUUGAGGUACCGGCCUUCUACAAGGACCUUCUGUCCAACUACACCAAGUAUGUGAAGACGCUGUACGGGCUCGGGGCGCGGCGUUUCGGUGUCAUCAACGUGGCUCCCAUCGGCUGCGCGCCGGCGGCGCGGGCGAGAUCCCCGUUCGGCGACGGCUACUGCGAAUUUUUUUCCAAUAAACUCGCCAGGGACUUCGACAGCGCCUUGGGCGACGCGAUGGCGAACCUCGCCGCGUCGCUGCCCGGGAUGAAGUACUCCGUGGGGAGCCCCUACCAGCUGGUGGAAUACUACACCGCGCACCCGGAGGCCGCCGGGUUCAAGGUUGUGAACAGCGCGUGCUGCGGCGGCGGGAAGCUCAACGCGGAGACCCUCUGUGGCUCCCCCAAUACCACCUACUGCGCCCACCGCGACGAGCACAUGUUCUGGGACAUGAUGCACGGCACCCAGGCCACCUGGAUCAAGGGCGCCGCGGACAUCUACGACGCGCCGGUGGAGCGAGGAUUCACGUCACCCAUCAAUUUCAAGCAGCUGCUUCUUGAUGACGAACGCGCAGUGUCAGCUGCUAAUUUGCUUGUGAGUGUGUGA